Messenger RNA from Notechis scutatus (mainland tiger snake), 3967 nucleotides. It is a transcript of the gene SEMA4B, whose product is annotated as semaphorin 4B. Gene Ontology annotation, biological process: neural crest cell migration; positive regulation of cell migration; axon guidance. The record is from RefSeq and is a predicted model, not a curated record. Gene Ontology annotation, cellular component: plasma membrane. Gene Ontology annotation, molecular function: chemorepellent activity; semaphorin receptor binding. Lineage: Eukaryota; Metazoa; Chordata; Lepidosauria; Squamata; Elapidae.
GCGGCCGACCGCGCCGCUUGCCGGACCCCCGCGCCAUGGGGCCGCUGCUGCCGCUGCUGGGCUCGCUGCUGCUGCUGCUGCCCUCGGGCGCCCCCGGGGAGGCGGUGCCCCGCCUGAGCCUCGGCCACGAUUCUCCCCGGAGGCGGCUGUGGAACAACUUUCAGGUGCCUGGAGUCGCCAACUACACCACAAUGAUGCUGAGCCCAGAUGGCCGGAUCUUGUACGUUGGUGCCCGCGAGAUGCUUCUUGCUCUGAACACCAGGGCCUUCUCUCCCGGGCCCCAGCACCAGCAGCUCACCUGGCACGCCGAGGACGAAAAGAAGCAGCAGUGCAUCUUCAAGGGCAAGGACCCUCAGAGCGACUGCCACAACUACAUCAAGGUCCUGCUGCAGCUGAACGAGACCCACCUGUACACCUGCGGGACCAGCGCCUUCAGCCCCACCUGCACCUACAUUAGCCUGCCGGGCUUCCAGCUGCAGCGAGACCCUUCGGGGCAGCUCUUGCUGGAGGAUGGGAAGGGACGCUGCCCCUUCGACCCGGAGUACAGAUCUACAGCCAUCAUGGUUGAUGGCGAACUGUAUACGGGCACCGUAAGCAAGUUUCAGGGCAACGAGCCCACCAUCUUCCGCAGCCUUGGCAGCCGCCCGCCCAUCAAGACAGAAAGUUCCCUCAACUGGUUGCAGGAGCCGUUCUUUGUGGGCUCAGCCUUCCUGCAGGAGAGCAGCAGCCCGGAGGAGGAAGACGAUGGCAAGAUCUACUUCUUCUUCAGUGAAACCGGCAAGGAGUUUGACUUCUUUGAAGACACGGUGGUGUCCCGCAUUGCACGUGUGUGCAAGGGUGACCUGGGCGGAGAGCGUGUGCUCCAGCGACGGUGGACCACCUUCCUGAAGGCUCAGCUGCUGUGUUCCCACCCGGAGGACGGCUUCCUCUUCAACGUGCUCCAGGACAUGUUUGUGUUGAGCUCAGGCGACGGCUGGCCAGAGACGGUCUUCUACGGGGUCUUUACCUCUCAGUGGGAUAGGAAAGGCCCCGGGGCAGCGGCCGUGUGUGCCUUCUCCAUCUCCGAUGUGAAGGAAGCCUUUGGCGGGCUCUACAAAGAGGUCAACCGGGAGACACAGCAGUGGUACACCGACGUCCAUCCUGUGCCAGAGCCCCGUCCUGGAGCGUGCAUCAACCGCAAGACCCGCCAGAUGAAGAUCAGCUCUUCGCUGCAGAUGCCGGACCGGGUCCUGAACUACCUCAAGGACCACUUCCUCAUGAACGGGGCCGUGCGGAGCCAGGCCCUCCUGGUGCAGCCCCGCUCCCGGUACCGGCAGCUCAGUGUGCAGCGUGUCCAGAGUCUGCAGCAGACCUACGACGUCUUGUUCCUGGGCACAGAUGACGGCCGCCUGCAUAAGGCGGUGAUCACCAGGCGAGGAGUCCGCAUCAUUGAGGAGCUGCGACUCUUCCCUGCAGACCAACCGGUGCUGGAGCUGCUGCUGGACCCCACCCAGGGCCUGGUCUACGCCGCCUCGUACGAUGCCCUGGCUCAGGUGCCUGUGGCCAACUGCAGCCUGUACCGCAGCUGUGGAGAGUGUGUCCUGGCCGGAGACCCUUACUGUGCCUGGGGUGGAGGGGCCUGUCAGCUGCUCUUCCCCAGCCCUUGGACGCUCCAGCCAGCGACCUGGGUCCAGGACAUCGAAGGGGCUGAGACCAGCCAGCUGUGCCGGACCAGCGGUGUGGAACUCGGCCAUUCUGCAGGAGAGCCACCCCAGUGCCAGCCGGUGGUGCUCCAGCCCAACAGGGUGAUGCCGCUGCCCUGCCCACUGCUGUCCAACCUGGCUUCCCGGCACUGGGUGCACAACGGGGCUGCUCUGGCCUCCACCUUCCCGGUGCUGCCCACGGGAGAGGUGCUGCUGGUGGGGAGCCCAGCCGAGGAGGGGAACUACGAAUGCUGGUCUCAUGAGGGCAGCUUCCGGCAGUUGAUGGUGAGCUACUGCGUGACCGUGGAGCCAGGGCUCUGGGCCAAGCUGGUGCCUGCCCAAGACCCCCUGAAGACCCUCAGCACCUCCAGGAGCAUCUCGGGAGAGAACGUCGCGACGCUGUUGGAGGGCAGGACCUACUGGGCCGAGUUCCUGGUGAUGUGUGUGCUCUUCAGCGCUGCUGUGACGCUGCUGGUCCUUUUCACGCUGCACAAGCACCAAGUCAGCCUGAAGGUCUGCCUCAAGGAAGGCCGGUGCAGCUGGUCUCAUCCCCGGACCUCGCGGGAGAGGGGGGCCCUGCCCGCUGAGAAUGCGCCUCCCCUGGGGGGCUUGAACGUGCCUGGUGCUCUGGCAGACCACAAGGGCUACCAGGCUCUGUGCGAGGGUCUUGUGGCGAGCACGCCUGGGCACGAGUCCUUGGCCUGCCCACGCGUGGCUUUUCUGGAGUCCGAUCAGCGACCACUUCAUAUAGCCAAGACCUUUGUGGAGGUGUUGGGUCCUGCCCAGCGCCCUCGGGUUCGCCUUGGCUCCGAGAUCCAGGACUCGGUGGUGUGACCUUCCCCAAGAGGCGCCAUUCUGUGGGCUGGAAAGGAGCCGGGCAGAGUCUUCUGGUGCCACCAUACUCGGGCAGAGGAAGAAGGGCAGCCCCACGCGGUCGUGGAAUGGGGCCAGGCACGCUUAGCUCUGCGGCAGGGUUCCUGCAUGGCAGUUGGCAGCCAUGCCCCCUACGGGUGGCCUCCAGGUGCAGAAUCCAGGUGCAGCCGCCCUUCAGCUCCAGCGGUCCGUCCUUACAAGCACUGCCAGGAGGGGACAGAAUGGGACAACUUGCCUGUGGGCACCUGGCUCCCGCUUCUUUGGCCUGUGUGGGAGGGACCCUUGCUGGGAGGGUAACUUGUGUGGUACCAAAGACCCUCCUGGAAGUCACCUGUGAUAGGAGACCCUCUGGGGGAGCAUCCUGAGCCUGGGACGAACUGUGCGCUAGGGAGGAAAACGGGGGAGCCUUUCAUGUCAGAAACUGACUCCCCCGUGUGGAUUCCUUUGUCUAUAAAACCAGAGACGUGGUCUUGGGGAAGGGAGUGGGCAAUAGGGGAUAUUCGGAAAGCACCAGGGAGCAUCCUGCAGGGCGGCCCUCCAGAACAACCGAAGCUGCCGCCAGCUCAUCAAAGGAGCCCGUUUCAAAAGAUUUGUCUCCUGAGAUUUGACAGGCUCCAAUCAUCACACCUUAAAAGGCCUUUCUCCACCGCAAAACAUUUCAUGACCCGUCCGUCCGUUUCACAUAGGCUCAAUAUCCCGCCUUCCAGGGAAGGGAAGAGCCGUGAUCCAGGACUCUUGGAACCACGUUUGGGUGAAGCCCUUGGAAGAGUUCCUGUGCUGCCCUUGAAACCUUAGCUGGUACUUAGCUGAACCGUUGCCCUGUUACUAAAGGUUUGGGCUGGCCUAAAGAAGGGGAAGCAAUUUCCCUCCCGUCGAUCUCUUCCCUGGGAACUCAGGUGCAGUUGCCCUAGCAGGGGGCUUGGCUUUGGCUCCUGUGAUUUGGUUGACUACCUGAUCCUUGUUUGUGGUCUGUGACCACCUCCCUUGGCCUGUUGUACCAACUGGUGGUGGCUGCUUUGUGAAAAGGCCAAGCGCCCCCCCCCCCCCCCCCCCCCGCGCCAAGGUGUUAAACCCUGGAAGGCCCAAGAGGCCCCGCCAGGAUUCCUGCAGGGAAACUGUCUUGCCCCCUUGGAAGCAGGGACCUUUGUGCGCUGCUUUGGGCUCCCAGAGGGAAGUGAGCUUGGCGGCUGCUACAGCUGUUGGCCAAGGACUGGAUGGGGCUCUUGCAGUCCUACUGCGGUCAGCUUCCCCCCGCGUGAGAGGGUGGAAGUGUGUCAAAGACUGGGAAGGCAGCAAAACAGCUCUUUUUCUGUUCUGCACUCCUUCAAAGGCAGAAUUGGGCACCUUCUGCUGUGCUGGGAGCGAUACGGAUGAGCUGGUUCUUUGGAAAGUGAAAUAAAGAUGGAAGAACA